Messenger RNA from Solanum dulcamara, 1430 nucleotides. RefSeq lists its product as uncharacterized. NCBI's taxonomy places the organism in Eukaryota, Viridiplantae, Streptophyta, Magnoliopsida, Solanales, Solanaceae. The transcript is spliced from 7 exons. The coding region runs from base 50 to 1147 and encodes 365 amino acids. The record is from RefSeq and is a predicted model, not a curated record.
AGAGCUUUUGCCAGUGUUCUGUGUAAAUAAAGGCGAAGACGAAGCAGAUAUGAGUGAGAAACUUUCUCGUUUGAGAUCAAAAAUGGUAAGUAGGUUGUCAAUCGCCGCAAAGGAAAGAUGGAGGAAGAGAAAAGCCACCAUGGAAGUAUCCCAGGUUGAGUGCAUUUUAAAGGAAGACCAGAAUAUUCAAAUGGCAUCUUUAGCAUCCCAAAAUGAGGUGGCUGAGGGUCUAAGUCCCUCUGCAUUGACAACUGAUAAUGAGCAAAAUAAGGGUUCUCAAUCUGCAGCCUUUAUCUCAAAGAGGAAAGUAUCAAAGGUCAAUAACAUGUUUGUUAGGCGAUCCAAUAGACUUAGAAGUUCCCAGUUGUUUGGGAAAAGGCAAGGGAAGGAAGCUGUUCAGCAUAUUGAUCUUACCGAAUGUGAUAGAGGCAAGGAGCAGCAUGUUGAGCCAAUCAGCCUUAAACCAAUCAGGGGUGCGAGUAGCUCGGAAAUAGAAGUUGACUAUCCGGUCCACACUCAGGCUGAUGGUCCAAAAAACUCUGCAUUGACUAACGCACAAAGUAAACUUUCUCAAGCAUUUUCCUCAAAGAGGAAAGCAUUAAAGGCCAAUAACAUGAUUGUUAGACAACCUGAUCAGCUUAAAAGUUUAGGGUCAUUUGGGGAAAGACAGGGGAGGGAGGGUGUUCAUCACGUUGAUUCUGCUGACUGUGAUAGAGACACGGAGCUGCAUGUAGAGCCAAUUUGUCCUGAACCAAUCAGGAACAUGAGUAGUUCAGAAAUGAUAGUUGACCAUUUGGUCCAGACUAGAGGCAUAAGGCCCUUUGCAAGUGAAACUACGGCAACAAACCUCAACUACAAAAUUCUGUAUACUGACUCAGUGAAAAAGAUUGAGGCCUUGACAGAGAAAAACUAUCAACAAGCCCAGGAAUUAUACUACAUGCUUGGAAAAGUCAAGAUAUAUGAGAAUAUGAUUGCCAAGGAUAUGGUUGCUUUUUCAAAUGGGUGGAGACCAACUGGUGGUGCAACGAACUUAUGUCAUGGAACAGUCCAACAUCAUCCAGAUGCUCCUACUCUAAAUUCUGCCUGCCCACCUAAACCAUCUCCGGUAAAGAGAAAGUACAGCGUUAAGAGGAUGAAGAAAAACUAGUAGGAAGUGUUUGUUAUGACUGCCUUCAACUGACCCCAAAAACAGGUGUAGGCUACAUAUCUUUUGUUAUGUGGUUUUCGUAGAAUGUUAUGUUUGGUGAAACUCUCUUGUUUUGCCCAUGUUUUGUCCUGAGUUUACCUGCAAUCUUGGAUGAAUGUAAAUAUGCACUUUAACUUGGCAGAUGUCUGCUUUGUCCUCCUCCCCGGAAAUGUUAUUACUAAGUACUAUUUACUUGUGACACUGGAACCAGGCAUGUAUUCUUCAGAUGAAAUUAAGUGAUCUU